Messenger RNA from Pneumocystis murina B123, 249 nucleotides. RefSeq lists its product as hypothetical. The record is from RefSeq and is a predicted model, not a curated record. The coding region runs from base 1 to 249 and encodes 82 amino acids. Gene Ontology annotation, cellular component: cytoplasm; Ragulator complex. The transcript has 4 exons. Lineage: Eukaryota; Fungi; Ascomycota; Pneumocystomycetes; Pneumocystales; Pneumocystaceae.
AUGAAUUUUACAGUAGCUCUUAAAAAAAUUGUUGAGAAAGAAAACGUUGAAGGUGUGAUUUUAGUAGAUGAUAAUGGACUUUGUCUGGGAUCUUAUGGAAAGGUGAAUGAGGAAUAUGCAAACAAGUGUAUUAAAUUUGUAGAUUUAGAGUUACAAACCAAAAUGUUUGCUGCAGUGAUGAGUAAAAAACAAAAGGUACUUUUGCAUAGGGAUUUGGGUAUUACGACGGUUUUGUUUAUGACACGUUGA